AUGGCAUUGGAUCCAAAUGUUUCCUCAAAUUCAAGCGCCAGGAGAUGGACAGACCGCAUUAGCAAUGCCCUUCAAAAAGAAGUUGACAUUGACUUGAAUCUUCUCCCUCCUGUCUGUGUCCUCCAGGUUCCAAAAACACUAACUCAUUUGAAACCAGAAGCCUAUACUCCUCAGCUCAUUGGCAUGGGACCCUUUCACCAUUUAAGGCCAGACCUAUAUCAAAUGGAAAGGUACAAACUUGCUGCCAUCAAGGACAUUCUUGAGCCUGCUCAAAUCCUCAAUUUCGAGCACCUCUUGAUCGACAAACUAAGAGAGAAUGACCUUGUUGUUCGGGUCUGUUAUAACCGCUUCAUGGACAUAGACGAGAAGACUUUAGCUUGGAUAGUAGCCAUAGAUGGUCUAUUCUUGCUUAACAUCCUCCGUUCAGCGUAUGGAAAUAACCUGCAUGAUCAUCAUGGAAAUAAUAUUAUUGAUGACUCCAUUUUCACCCGAGACUUUAUGAUGCUUGAGAACCAAAUCCCCUUUGUGGUUGUGAGGCAAAUCAGAAAGUUUCUCCGUCUCUCCUCCCCUGAGGACAGAGAAGACGCCCAGUUAAUUUCCAUGUUUAGACGCUUUUGUGAAAUGCAUUCCCCCCUUCCUUUGCCUGCAAACAAUGAGUAUCAUAGAAAUAACACCACUGAAACUCAGCCUCUUCAUUUGCUAGAUUUUAUGUAUCGUUUAAUCCUCGAUGAUCGUGUAGAUUUUGCUUCAGUUCCUAUUCAAAUGUCAUCCAUCAUUAAUAUCAAACAUGACUAUAAAGAUGAAGAAGAUGAUCAAGAUACACAUGAAGACAUCAUUCACAAAUUUGAAACAAUGUUGAAGGUGCUGGAGCCUAUAGGCCCAAGAAAAGUGCAAAAACUUGUAAAUCCCAUUAACCAAGUUUUAGCAAAUGUGCCAUGGUCAAAGAUUUCUGGGAUAUUUAGGGAAGGUAUGGAAAGAAAUAUUGGAGACGAAGAAAGCAAGAAUACCAUUACUAUCCCUUCAGCAUCCCAAUUAUGGUGUUAUGCUAGUGUCAGAUGCAUCCCCAACCGUGAGGGUAUCCAUAUGAUUCGGUUUGAACAAGCUUCUUCAACUUUAUACCUUCCUGUGAUCACCAUGAAUGCUGGCUCAGAAGUCAUACUUAGAAACUUGAUGAUCUAUGAAGCUGCCAUGUCGAUAUCCAAGCUCGAACUUGCCAGAUACAUCAAUCUAAUGAGUGGGAUUGCAAAUGCUACUGAGGAUGUGAGGUUGCUUAGGCAAGCUGGUGUUAUCAAAGGGGAUUUGACUGAUAAUGAAAUUGCCACUUUGUUCAGUACCAUGCAAAGAUCAUUUGUGAGAUCUAGUGGAAUUUCUAAUAUGGAGAUUGUCGUGGAGAAACUCAACAAGUACUAUGACCAGAGGCUAAUUGUUAGGGCUCGUAGAGCAUUGAAGAAAAGCAUCUAUGUUUCUUUGAAGUUGUUGCCUGUUGCUUUGUCAAUAUCCUUUGUCUUGCUGCUAAUUUUCAAGUCAGUUUGCUCUGUGUAUGACUGCCAUAAUGUUUGGGGCUAUAGAGACUAG
Molecule: messenger RNA, 1575 nt
Organism: Solanum dulcamara
Lineage: Eukaryota; Viridiplantae; Streptophyta; Magnoliopsida; Solanales; Solanaceae
Product: putative UPF0481 protein At3g02645
Exons: 1
Coding region: 1-1575 (524 amino acids)
Source: RefSeq, a predicted model, not a curated record